Molecule: messenger RNA, 663 nt
Organism: Lachancea thermotolerans CBS 6340
Lineage: Eukaryota; Fungi; Ascomycota; Saccharomycetes; Saccharomycetales; Saccharomycetaceae
Gene: MTQ2
Product: S-adenosylmethionine-dependent methyltransferase
Exons: 1
Coding region: 1-663 (220 amino acids)
Biological process (GO): methylation
Cellular component (GO): eRF1 methyltransferase complex
Molecular function (GO): nucleic acid binding; S-adenosylmethionine-dependent methyltransferase activity; protein methyltransferase activity
Source: RefSeq, a predicted model, not a curated record
AUGCUUCCAACACCGCACGUCAGCUGUGACUAUGAUAAGGUCUACGAACCAUCGGAGGAUAGCUUUUUAAUACUAGAUGCUCUAGAAAAGGAACAGGCAUUCUUGAGGACUUAUUUUAGAUCUAAACCGACGGUCGUGUGCGAGGUAGGAUGUGGGUCCGGAAUAGUCACAACGUUCAUGAUGCAAAACGAUAUUCCAAACGAGCACGCUAUAUAUCUUCCCACAGAUGUGAACCCAUGGGCAAUGGACUCUAUGGUAGAAAGUGCUUCUCUAAAUAAUUGCUGCACAAAAAUGCUAAGUCCUAUUCGCACUAAUCUCACCAGCUCUAUUCGCCCAAGAGAAAUAGACUUUCUUGUGUUCAACCCCCCAUAUGUCCCUGCGGAAUCAGUGCCGUAUAUGCCUUUAGAUUCAGAAGCCAAUGAGGGUGAUUGGUUAGAUCUCGCUCUUCUAGGAGGGGACGAUGGCAUGGCUAUCACCUGGAAGCUCCUCGACAGCCUUGAUAAAAUUAUGGCGCCUGGAGGCAUAGCAUACAUUUUGUUUUGCGCGAGGAAUCAUCCUGAAAAGGUUGUUAAAACGAUGUCUACUAGAGGCUGGAAAUGUGAACUAACAGAACACAGAAAAGCUGGCUGGGAGGUGCUGAGCGUAUACAAGUUUUACCGCUGA